UACAUGCACGCGAUGUUUACCCUGCGUACAAGAAACGGCUUAUCUUUACGUUACCUGUUACAACUUGCGACCCCGCUGUUACCUAUAAAACGAUCACGUCAGACAAUCGUCUGGAGAUAGAAACGUUGUCAAGAUGAUUGCAGGAAUACUCGCCGUUUUCGUCUGCCUCCAGAUCAGUCUGGUCUUUGGUGAGUUCAGAAUGACAGACUUGACAUCUUGAUUUUAGUCAUCGGCAUUUUAAAAAAAAAUUAGUAAUUUGAUGGAAAUCUAGAAAUUGAAAGGUUCAUAACUACAGAUGACUUUGGUGUGUAAAUAGCAUGAGAAACCAUUGGAAGAGUUAUGACGGCUCAUAACUACAGAUGACUUUGGUGUGUAAAUAGCAUGAGAAAACAAUGGAUGAGUUAUGACGGCUCAUAACUACAGAUGACUUUGGUGUGUAAAUAGCACGAGAAACCAUUGGAUGAGUUAUGACGGCUCAUAACUACAGAUGACUUUGGUGUGUAAAUAGCACGAGAAACCAAUGGAUGAGUUAUGACGCGUUACAUGUUCAAUGAGAAAUCACUUCCUGGCUGCCUCCGAGUGGUAUGGAGCCAACUCUUCUCAUCUUUAGACAUUGAACUUGGUUAUAUCUUUGUGUGUUUGUCACGCCAGUCAUGGUGUUGCCCAUCAGUGUUGAAUUCGGGAGUUCACUACAAAUGUAAAUAAAUAAAAGUUUACCUUUAAAAAAAUUGUUAGAACAUCAUUGACUAUUCAAUAAAGAGAGUGAGAGCUAACGAUUAUAAUGCCACUAAUAACUCCACAAUAAUUUAUAUUUUUCAGCAAAUGAAAUGAUUCAACCGGUGAUUAUUCUAAAAAUGAAUUUUUUAUAGGCCUAUCAUUUUUAAAUUUUGGUUUUAAUUCUUGAAAUUCCCGGUUGAAUCAUGCGGUGGAGUGGCUUUGCGAUCAGAAAACGUCUCGUACCAUCCCCAGAGUGUUGGAGUUCUAGUUAUAUUUUAAGCUUGGCAAUUAUUAAAAAGACUUUUGUUUUAUCGUCGCCCCCCCCCCCAACAAACCAAAUAAAUAAAAUAAAAAGUAUUUAGCAUUAGCUUUCUUUUCUUUCCCAUAGUAAUUUUGUUACUUGGAGAAUUCAAAACGCAGGCGAGAUUUAAGGGUGGGGGGGGGGGAUAGAUCAGAUCGGAAGCAACUGCUCCCCCCCACCCCCAUGUCACCCUGUGAAGUUACCCCUAAGCUGCUCCCUGGUCAUCUCAAAGCCAAAGCAGCUGUUCCCAAAAAUUCAAUUCAUAAACUAUUGACUUCCUUGUCAAAUACUCAAAUGUAAAUCAAUAAUUCAUCAAUUAUACAAAACAUUUCUAUGCUGACAUUUAUUGUGCUGCAAUUAAAUCUCAUGAUAUACAUCAUUAGCAUGGACCGUUUUCUCAUAUGUACAAAACUAUGAAAUGUGAUCUCCUCGGAUAACAGGUUUGGUCCGACAUCAAAAUUCAGUAGCUUCAUCUAUUUGUUACUUUUUACUUAGAGAUUAUCUCAUGCUGUCUUUUCCAUUUAUGAAGAACUCAAUAAUCAUAUUUCAACUCUUAAGGAUUAGAUGUUUCAACCAUAUUGUCAUUCUAUGAAACUAAAUGAUAAAUGGAAUGAAUAAGUUGUUACACUACAUCAAUAACUAAACACAUAACUAAGCACAUAACCUACAAUACAUCAAUAACUAAGCACAUAACCUACAAUACACCAAUAAAUAAACACAUAACCUACACUACAUCAAUAACUUAGCACAUAACUAAGCACAUAACUUAGCAGAUAACUAAGCACAUAAUUAAGCACAUAACUAAGCACAUAACUAAGCACAUAACUUAGCACAUAACUUAGCACAUAACUUACACUGAAAUAUUCAUGAAUCUAAUGAGUGUCGAUUUAUUUGUUCACGCUCUAGGAGCCUGCCCCCACAUCAUCACCAGGGCCCAAUGGGGGGCCCGCGCCCCGAAGAGUGUAACCCACCUGGCUGGACCAGUCCAUUAUUCCUUCAUCCAUCAUUCAGCUGGAGCAGAGUGUCACGAUAGGGCCUCAUGCCAGGCUCAGGUCAAGAGCUUCCAGAACUACCACAUGGACACACAUGGUUAGUCCUUCACUGGAUAGUUGAUAGUUGACAUACAUAACUUUGACAUCGACCGUCACAGACACACACACAGUUAGUCAUAGAUUCGACAAAGGACACGCAGAUGCACCACAUUGACACGUAUAGUCAUAGAAUGGAAAGAUGACACACUCAACCACCACAUGGGCACACAUAGUUAGUCAUAGACUGUACAGCUGACAUACAGAUGCACCACAUUGACACGUAUAGUCAUAGAAUGGAAAGAUGACACACUAAACCACCACAUGGGCACGCAUAGUUAGUCAUAGACUGUACAGCUGACAUUCAGAUGCACCACAUUGACACGUAUAGUCAUAGAAUGGAAAGAUGACACACUCAACCACCACAUGGGCACGCAUAAUUAGUUAUAGACUGUACAGCUGGCAUACAGAUGCACCACAUUGACACGUAUAGUCAUAGAAUGGAAAGAUGACACACUCAACCAUCACAUGGGCACGCAUAGUUAGUCAUAGGCUGUACAGCUAACAUACAGAUGCACCACAUUGACACGUAUAGUCAUAUAAUGGAAAGAUGACACACUCAACCACCAUAUGGGCACGCAUAGUUAGUCAUAGACUGUACAGCUGACAUACAUAUGCACCAUAUUGACACGUAUAGUCAUAGAAUGGAAAGAUGACACACUCAACCACCACAUGGGCACGCAUAGUUAGUCAUAGACUGUACAGCUGACAUACAGAUGCACCACAUUGACACGUACAGUCAUAGAAUGGAAAGAUGACACACUCAACCACCACAUGGGCACGCAUAGUUAGUCAUAGACUGUACAGCUGACAUACAGAUGCACCACAUUGACACGUACAGUCAUAGAAUGGAAAGAUGACACACUCAACCAUCACAUGGGCACGCAUAGUUAGUCAUAGACUGUACAGCUGACAUACAUAUGCACCACAUUGACACGUACAGUCAUAGAAUGGAAAGAUGACACACUCAACCACCACAUGGGCACGCAUAGUUAGUCAUAGACUGUACAGCUGACAUACAGAUGCACCACAUUGACACGUACAGUCAUAGAAUGGAAGGAUGACACACUCAACCACCACAUGGGCACGCAUAGUUAGUCAUAGACUGUACAGCUGACAUACAGAUGCACCACAUUGACACGUAUAGUCAUAGAAUGGAAAGAUGACACACUCAACCACCACAUGGGCACGCAUAGUUAGUCAUAGACUGUACGGUUGACAUACAGAGGCACCACAAUGACUAGUCACACACUGGACAGAUGUCAUACAGUAACACCAUUUGUACACGGAUGGUUAGUCAUAGAAUGGACCGGUGGCGCAUGACGUCACUCCAAAAAAAUUGAAAUGACCAUGUACAAGAAGGAGGAACAUGUACUUAGAUAAACGUAUUUUGUUUCCCUUCCAGGUUGGUCUGACAUCGGCUACACCUUCAUCAUCGGUGGGGACGGCUCUGUGUUUGAGGGGCGUGGCUGGAACGUUGUUGGUGCUCACACUUUGAACUACAACAGUGUUGGAUAUGGUAGGUGGUCAUCUGAUUAAUGGGUGGGGUACAGUGACCGUGGGGGACAGGCUUCUUGUUACUUUCACACGGUAGCUGUAUAAAACCUGAGUCUUGUGCCAUAAAGGUUUGUUAAGUUAAAUAUAGUGUACAAAUAUAAUAUAAUAGGAAAAAUUAGGGAGAAAUACAGGGGUACAUUAUAAGAUAAUGAAUUAUAGCUGUCCUUAUAUUAGGGUACAUUAUAAGAUGAUGAAUUAUAGCUGUCCUUAUAUUAGGAUACAUUAUAAGAUGAUGAAUUAUAGCUGUCCUUAUAUUAGGGUACAUUUUCAUGAUGAUAAAUUGAAAAAAAAAAAGUGUCUCUAUAACAGGGUGAAUUUUUAAGAUUACACAUUAAAACUGUCAAUACAUAAAAUAAAUUAUAAAAUGAGAUUACAACCAUCUCAAUAUUAGAGUACAUUAUAAGAUGACAUUAGAACCAUCUGAAUAUUAAAGUACAUUAAAAGAUGUCAUUAGAAGCAUCUCAAUAUUAGAGUACAUUAUAAGAUGACAUUAGAACCGCCUCUACGACCGAUGUCUUCCGUUCCAGGCUAUUGUUUCAUCGGUACGUUCACCAGCCACGUGCCAACAGCAGCGGCUCAGCAGGCCGUGAAGGACCUGAUCGCCUGCGGUGUGGCCGCUGGCAAGAUCCAAUCAGCUUACGUCCUCAGAGGUCACAGAGACAUGGGCAGCACCGAGUGCCCCGGCACUGCCUUUUGGCACCUCAUUAAGACGUGGCCCCAUUAUUAAACGAACAUUUGUAACUAUGAACAGGAAUUCAAUGACCCCUGCUGAUCUGGGACAAGGAGCGGCGUAUGUUGAACUGUCUUGACAUAGAUAAACGUAUUUUCAGACCACUAGAA
Lymnaea stagnalis (great pond snail) is the source of this 4503-nucleotide messenger RNA. Lineage: Eukaryota; Metazoa; Mollusca; Gastropoda; Lymnaeidae. The record is from the annotation of a GenBank genome assembly.